Messenger RNA from Bicyclus anynana (squinting bush brown), 1567 nucleotides. RefSeq names its product pituitary homeobox homolog Ptx1 (gene Ptx1). Gene Ontology annotation, molecular function: RNA polymerase II cis-regulatory region sequence-specific DNA binding; DNA-binding transcription factor activity, RNA polymerase II-specific. Gene Ontology annotation, cellular component: nucleus. The transcript is spliced from 5 exons. The coding region runs from base 413 to 1567 and encodes 384 amino acids. Gene Ontology annotation, biological process: anatomical structure morphogenesis; regulation of transcription by RNA polymerase II. The record is from RefSeq and is a predicted model, not a curated record. NCBI's taxonomy places the organism in Eukaryota, Metazoa, Arthropoda, Insecta, Lepidoptera, Nymphalidae.
GAUUAGAGCCAGUGCGGGCCGUAGCGCGCGCGUUCGUAAGCCCACUUAAGACUGUUUUUAAUACUAGUAUUUUUUACGCCCCGCAAGGAUUUAGCGGAUUUUAGAAAUACUCAGGUCGAGAUCGCGCGGUUUGAUUUAUCGAUAUCUGUUCUGUGUUUACGUUUGGUGACGGGCUGACCGCGUGCGUAAGCCGGAGCUUGCAGCAGAUUAUGACGGAUAUCCGCGGAUUUGGUGGGCUGUGAUCCUCUCAGCUGCUGGGACGACUGUACCGGGGAAUCAUCUGUCCACUGUACACCAAAUGCGAGAGGCCUAACAACAAAACGGCAGUCGCAUCGGCGACUCAUUCAUCCAAACGCGACCAAAAGGCUUCACCAUUCAUCUCCGCGUGUACAAGGAGGCGCUGGCGGCUGGCAUGGAGCCGCUAAGCGAGAACGGCUUGUGUCUGAGCGAGCUGGAGCUCCAUGGGGGCGGGCAUCUCCAUGAGUCUGUGGCGGCGUCGGUUGGUUCAGCCAUAUCGAGCCUGAUGGCACCAUUGCACCAUGAACCACAGCAUACGCCGCUGCACCACGCGCCGCCGUUGCAUCACGAACCGCUUGAGAAGUUGAAAUUAUGGGCAGAAACGGGCGAGUUUCGAGAUAGCGGGCACUCGUCACUCGCGUCCGGCGGCUCGGGCAUAGAGCAGACGUCGCUAUACGGCCAGCCGCGGCAGCGGCGGGAUCGCAAACAUACAGACGACAGUCGGCCGCUCACAUCAGAACCGACGAUAAAGACGGAGUCAACAACACCAGGCAUAGGACCUGAUGAGCCGUCUCUAGACGACAAAGGAGACAAGAAAAACAAACGACAAAGGCGACAAAGGACACACUUCACCAGCCAGCAGCUCCAAGAACUUGAAGCGACCUUCGCGAGGAACCGAUACCCUGACAUGUCGACGCGUGAAGAAAUCGCGAUGUGGACGAAUUUGACUGAAGCGAGAGUUAGGGUCUGGUUUAAAAAUCGGAGAGCCAAGUGGCGGAAGCGCGAGAGGAACGCCAUGAACGCGGCCGCGGCCGCCGCCGCCGACUUCAAGAACGGGUUCAGCACGCAGUUCAACGGUCUGAUGCAGCCGUUCCCCGACACGGACGCGCUCUACUCGUCCUACCCCUACAACAACUGGGCGGCGAAGGUCCCCAGUCCGCUGGGCACGAAGAGCUUCCCGUGGCCCGUGAACCCGCUGGGGCCGGUGGUGCCGGCGAGCCACCACCAGGGCUCCGUCAACUGCUUCAACACUGCGACGUCGAUGGGCGCGGUGGGUGGCGGCGGCAUGGGCGGCGUGGGCGGCGGCGGCGUGGGCGGCGGCGUAGCUCCGUGCCCCUACACGACGCCACCUAACCCGUACAGCGUGUACCGCGCCGAGCCGUACCCCGCGAUGUCGUCGUCGAUCGCGUCGCUGCGGCUGAAGGCCAAGCAGCACUCGUCGUUCAGCAGCGGCUACGGUGCCAUGUCGCCGGUGUCGCGCGCGGGCUCGGCGCCACUGUCGGCGUGCCAGUACGCGACGGGCGGCGCGGUGGCGGACCGCGUGCUCUGA